AUGUUAUUCACUGUUGUUGUGACAUUCGUGUGGGUCCGGUCAGAUCGGUUGACGGUCAAAGAUUCAGUUCAUCAGACGACUAGCAGUGAACAGAAAUGGGUUUGGACUUCCACGCCGGUAGCGAUUCAAGAACCAACUGGAGAACGAGCACCGAGACACCGUCCGCAUGCCGAACAAUCAGGUGUCACUAUGCGGUCUCAAAACUCUGACGUAUUUCAAGACUACCGUUUAGAAAUCGGACCGUCGAUGUCUGAAAAUAGAACUCCACUGUUAAUCAUACGGGGAAAGUUAAUAAAAAAAAUUCCUUACUCAACCUAUCACCGUGGUGGUAAUACCAGAACUUCUGUUGAUGAAAAUCUUAACAUUUCCGAUACUUCACGAAUUCUGCAUAAAAUGAAUAUCAGGCUAAACCACAGGCAAAUAAAUAAUUACGAUUAUCCUAAUAUACAAAUAGACGAACCCAUAGCCAACAAAGAAGUAUUAACUAAUAAUCCAAAUGCAUAUGAUUUAACUUAUGAUGUGAGUGGUAAAGGUUCAGAAGAAAAUAAAAACUCGAUUGACAGUAUUAGUUGGAUAACAUUUUUCAAUAGAUCGGGACAAAUUAUUCCAAGAAGAUUGUGGUUAUUGAAAACACCAGAGAAAAGUGGCAGUUUAGAUCAACCACCUUUUGGAUUAAGAACACAUUCCCAGAAUAUAAAAGACUUGAAAUACAGGCUUACACAUGAUGUAAAUAAAGUUCAUAAGAUUCCGGAGCGACAAUUAAUGAAAUCUUUUUCACUGACAAAUGAGUUUGACUUUAAGACCCAGCCUAUCCAACAAGAUAGUUUGAUUCUUCAACCCCCUAGUAUCCCUAAUGUAGAAAAUAACAUCUCGAGCUCGCCGCAGAAGACAAUUAUAAAAAUCCCAUUAAUAAACGAAAGAAUCUGUCAAACUGAAAACAAUUGGUUUCAUAAAAAUCUUAUUUCUUAUUCUGUUUAA
Messenger RNA from Rhopalosiphum maidis (corn leaf aphid), 978 nucleotides. RefSeq lists its product as uncharacterized. The transcript is spliced from 3 exons. The record is from RefSeq and is a predicted model, not a curated record. NCBI's taxonomy places the organism in Eukaryota, Metazoa, Arthropoda, Insecta, Hemiptera, Aphididae. The coding region runs from base 1 to 978 and encodes 325 amino acids.